Molecule: messenger RNA, 456 nt
Organism: Emiliania huxleyi CCMP1516
Lineage: Eukaryota; Haptophyta; Isochrysidales; Noelaerhabdaceae
Exons: 2
Coding region: 1-456 (151 amino acids)
Source: RefSeq, a predicted model, not a curated record
AUGUCCACCGGCAAGGAGGCUUCCGUGCCGAGUGACGCGGCGGCCACGGACAGACUCAACGGCAGCGUCGGCGCCGCUGCCAAGCGGCCGCGCGACAGCGAGGGCGCGGAGCGCUACGGCGGACCUGCUUCAAACCCCAAGGCGGAGGCGCUGAGCGAGAAUCUGGGCUGCGCGCACGCGCAUGGCUGCUGCGAGAGCUCGGAGGCGGAGCUUGCUCGAGAGCUGCUCGAGCUCAUCACUGCGCCCGACGCUGACGUUGGUGGCGCGAUCAAGCUCUUAUUUUCUCAGCCUCGCACCUCUUCUUCCCGUCGCACGCGGGCUGUCGCAUGGCACUUGGAAUAUGACUCGGGCGAGGAUGCGUCAGCACGAGUACUAUUUCAUCGUGCAGCGCAGGCUGGCUCGCCACUACUGUUGGCUGGAGCUCCUCUCCCGCCCGACGUCGGUGAUGGCGCAUGA